This is a messenger RNA of Trichogramma pretiosum, 897 nucleotides long. RefSeq lists its product as uncharacterized. Lineage: Eukaryota; Metazoa; Arthropoda; Insecta; Hymenoptera; Trichogrammatidae. Gene Ontology annotation, cellular component: plasma membrane. The record is from RefSeq and is a predicted model, not a curated record. Gene Ontology annotation, biological process: detection of chemical stimulus involved in sensory perception of smell; sensory perception of smell. The transcript has 5 exons. Bases 1 to 897 code for a protein of 298 amino acids. Gene Ontology annotation, molecular function: olfactory receptor activity; odorant binding.
AUGUGUGAAGUCGUGACAAUCGAUUGGCUCGGUAUCAGCGAUCCGGAAGAAAAAGAUACCAUGAAGGUGGUUUGCAAGCGAGGAUCUCGCCUCAUAUUCAUACACUUUGGCGUCCUUUUACCCGUCUUCGCUUGCUAUGCACUCGGACCGGUAGCUUUGCCGUAUGUGCUUAAUCCUUACUUGCCGGAAAACAUGACUCUCCAGAAAACCCUCUGCGUUCACGUUGAGCUGUUUAUCGAUCAGGAAAAAUACUUUUACUAUAUUCUCGCCUUCAGCAUUCAUAUACUUACCUUAGUCAUGCUUAUUAUAUGUGCGUUGGAUUUGGCCUACACGUCCUGCAUUACUUACGUCAUGGGCAAGAUUAUAUGGAUUGGAUAUGUUUUUGAAAAACUUUGUGAAAUAAAAACUUCUAAUCAAAAUCUAAGUGCGAAACGAAAAAUAGAUAUUUAUGUGCAUCAAACUGUUAUUGGAUUGAUUAAACGACAUCAAAAGUGCUUGGAAUUUUCUCAAACAUUGAAUGAUGCUUGUAGUCCUAAGUUCAUUAUUGUCAUGUCAGGCUUCAUGAUUUGUUUGAGUUUAUCAGGAUCUAUGGCGGUUGUUGAAAUAUCGUAUGAUGCUAUUAGUGCUGCUAAAAUGGCAGUUUCUUUUGUAUUAAUAUUAAUCCUUGUAAUAGUCAUCUGUUACCCAAGCCAAUUGCUGAUUGAUGCCAGCAAUGAAAUAUAUUUCAAAUGCUAUUGCAGCAAAUGGUAUGAGUAUCCGGUAAGAACUAGAAAGCUAUUGAUUUUGAUGAUGACAAGGGCAGCUGAACCUUGCUGCAUGACGAUUGGGCCCACGAUGCCCCUAAACUUUGAGACAGCUGGCGUUGUGAGUAAUGAUAGACAUAAAAUAUCGUUCUAA